CAUGCUCGCGGUGGCUCUUUAUUGCGGCCGUGAGCUGCACUGCGUUUCUCUGUGAGCGACACAGGGAGGAAGAGAACGGACAGGGCAGUACAGCACCAUGACAGCCAACACGUACGACGUGAUAGUGAUUGGGGGAGGCAUUUCAGGUUUAAGUGCAGCUAAGCUGUUGGUGGAGAGUGGUUUAAACUCUGUGGUUUUAGAAGCCAGAGACCGUGUCGGUGGAAGAACUUACACUGUUCAGAAUAAACAUGCCAAAUGGGUGGAUUUGGGCGGAGCAUACAUCGGGCCAACUCAAAACCGGAUUCUGCGUCUGGCCAAGGAGUACGGCGUUCAGACUUACAAGGUCAACGAAGAAGAGUCCCUAAUUCACUAUGUGAACGGGAAGUCGUAUCCAUUCAAGGGGCCUUUUCCCCCAAUGUGGAACCCUUUAGCCGUGAUGGACUACAACAACCUAUGGAGGACUAUGGACGAGAUGGGUAUGCAGAUCCCACAAGAAGCUCCAUGGAGGUCCAAGCAUGCUAUAGAGUGGGAUAAAAUGACCAUGAAAGAGCUCUUGGACAAAGUUUGCUGGACAAGCACUGCCCGCCGCUUUGCCACGCUGUUUGUAAAUGUAAACGUGACCUCGGAGCCUCACGAGAUUUCCGCUCUCUGGUUUCUCUGGUAUGUCAAGCAGUGCGGUGGUACCAUGAGGAUCUUCUCCACCACUAAUGGAGGCCAGGAGCGAAAGUUUGUAGGAGGAGCAAAUCAGAUCAGUGAGUGCAUGGCCAAAGAGCUGGGAGACAGAGUCAAGCUUCAGAGUGCUGUCUACAGCAUUGAUCAGCGUGGAGACAUGGUGGAAGUCAAGACUGUCAAUGAGGAGACAUAUAAGGCAAAAUACGUCAUUGUUGCCAUACCUCCAGGGUUGAAUCUGAAGAUCCACUUUAACCCUGAACUUCCUCCACUAAGGAAUCAACUUAUCCACAGAGUCCCCAUGGGCUCAGUCAUCAAGUGCAUGGUCUACUACAGGGAGAACUUCUGGAGGAAGAAGGGCUACUGUGGAACCAUGGUGAUCGAAGACGAGGAGUCGCCUAUUGGCCUGACUCUGGAUGACACUAAGCCAGAUGGAACAGUGCCAGCCAUAAUGGGUUUCAUCCUUUCACGUAAAAGCAGGAAGCUGGCUGGACUCACCAGGGAGGAAAGAAAGAGGAGGAUCUGUGAGAUCUAUGCUCGUGUACUAGGCUCUGAGGAAGCUUUGCAUCCUGUGCACUAUGAGGAAAAGAACUGGUGUGAGGAGGAAUACUCUGGUGGCUGCUAUACGGCCAGCAUCCCCCCUGGAGUCCUUACUCAGUAUGGCAAGGUCCUGAGGGAGCCUGUGGGCAGACUUUACUUUGCAGGCACUGAGACAGCUACAGAGUGGAGUGGCUAUAUGGAAGGGGCUAUUCAGGCUGGAGAGAGAGCAGUCAGGGAGAUUUUGGUUUCAAUGGGCAGACUGCAUUCAAGCCAAAUCUGGCAAACAGAGCCAGAGUCAAUGGAUGUCCCUUCCUUGCCGUUUGUCACCACAUUCUGGGAGAGAAAUUUGCCGUCUGUUGGAGGAUUCUUCAAGUUCAUGGGCAUGUCCUCAGUCCUGGCAGUUGCCGCUAUUGUAGGCGCUGUGGCCUGUAAAAAGGGGCUUCUUCACCGAUGCUAGAGCUCUCACUUUAGUGUCUCACUGGCCAUGGUUAAGACUGCUUUCUCCAUACGGUCACCGCACCAGGGCUAUGCUGCUGACUAGGCGUGAGCUUGUCAGUUCUAGAUUUGAUUUUGAAAGUAAUUUUAACACUUUAUCAACCAAUCACAUUUUAUGUACAAAUUUCCCAGUGCAAUGAAGAAAAUAUGUACACUUUCCUGUUAAAAUAAGAGCUGCUUUUUUUUUGAAGGGAUACACCAUAUUCAAAGGUGAGAAGCAGUAAAGAUGAUUGCCUGGCCACUAAUCUUUUACAAAUUUCCAAGGCCACAGACAACAGUUACAUUUCACUAUAUAGUCACAACACUUAUUCUCACGUACAAUACAGAGUGUUCGUCUUGAACACGGUUACCUCUGAUGAUUUUAGGUGCUGUUCUAAGGAACUCCAAACCUGAACUAGCCUCUCAAACUACGUGUGACAAAAAAGUGACUAAAGCAUUAGCGGACUUAUGUUUUAUGAUAGUGUAUCACAAGCAACAUGAUAUUUACACCAUAUGUUUUCUCUGACACAUGCCACACAAAGUGCUCACUGAGUGGCCCGUAGUCGCUAAAGCUAGAGAAAGCCCAGGUUGUUUCUUCAUGCUGCUGUGCAUGAUUGAUUGUGGCAUUCGUGUCAAUUAUGAUUUGAUUUUUAAUGAAUGUAUUUGAAUGUUGUUGUUGUUUUUUUUCUUUAAAUAUUGUAUAUGAUUUUCAACAUAAUUUAGACAGAUUUAUACUUGAUAUAUACAUUAAGUUGUUGGUUGGGUUUGUUUCACAUUUUAAGUGUAUGAAGGUGAUUUCCAUUCAUCCAUACUGUCACUUUUCACCAUAUGUCAGCAUUCACAGGUAUAUCAUUCCUACAUCAUAUCUAUCUGGCUAUAGAAUAGAAUAGAAUAGAAUAGAAUAGAAUAGAAUAAAAGACUCAGCGUGAUGGUUCCCACACUUCGUAUUCAAGGUUGCGCAGAACAGCGUGCUGGAGUAUAAUAUUAUAAUAUAUAUAAUAUAUAAUAUGUCUCUGUUUAACAGUAAAGACAGUUUAUUUCUGACACUCUAGAUGUGUUCUUCACUGCUUAAGCUUAGAAUGAUGAUACAAACCAAUCACAAAUUUGACUUAAAAUUGUGACUAAAUGAAAAUGAUGUGGGAAGACAGAAGAAAUGGGACAUUGAAUAGAUGUUUGUGUGUGUGUGUGUGUGUGUGUGUGUGUGUGUGUGUGUGUGUGUGUGUGUGUGUGUGUGUGUGUGUGUGUGUGUGUAAGCCCAGUGUUUUUGGAAUGUGUCAGUGUUCCAAAGGUAUGUUGUAUUGUUUGUGGUGCCUUAACGAUUUAGACGUGUUUGUCAUUUCUAAAGUGCCUCUGUGAUUGUGUGUGUGUGUGUGUGUGUGUGUGUGUGUGUGUGUGUGUGUGUGUGUGUGAGGGCAAUGAGCUCCUGGGUCUGCCACUGGCUACUUUAGUGAAUAGAUUCUUCAUAUAACUUACUUCUUUCUUCUUUAAGUGUUUGUUUAUGCAGCACAAAGAUGAUAAUGUCACCUUUUUUUUUUAAAUAAUCCUCAUAACGCCGCUAUCAUGUCUUGCCAGCUGUCGUGUUCUUGUGGUCAUGCUCAUGCUGAUGGGUCAUGACUGUUAAGAGUUUCUUGAGCCAGCACAAUGUCACUAACUCCUAAAGUAGCCAGAGGAACCAGAGAAAACUGAUGUGAACCAGAUAUUAAGUGCUGACUAAUCUAUUUCAAAGUUUACCAUAGCAUAAAGUAGCUUUUUAUCCAGAAUCUGGUGGACUAUGAGCUGUAAUGGUGCAGUGAAUCUGUCAGUGAUGUCCUCAUGUCAUGUUGUAGUUGAUGGAACCUCUUUGUCUGGUGAGUCAUGUAUUGUGCUUUAACAAAGCUUUGCUAAACCAUGGUGCAGUCUCUACACUUUGUCUGCUGCUGAUUGUGCUAGUCUUGAGUGAGAACCCUUUGUCAAAGCCAUGUGUGUUCACAGUGUCCAAUGUCUUAGACUUGUAAUUGCAUUACUUAAUUUCUUUGUACAAAUCCAACAACACAGAUGGUAAUAAAAUAUGAAAUUCA
Messenger RNA from Silurus meridionalis, 3740 nucleotides. It is a transcript of the gene maoa, whose product is annotated as monoamine oxidase. Lineage: Eukaryota; Metazoa; Chordata; Actinopteri; Siluriformes; Siluridae. The record is from RefSeq and is a predicted model, not a curated record. The transcript has 15 exons. The coding region runs from base 98 to 1666 and encodes 522 amino acids. Gene Ontology annotation, molecular function: oxidoreductase activity.